AUGCUGAUAGACAUAGCAGUCAAUAUUACAGAUAGUCAGUUGGCAAAAAACCAAGAAAUGCUCGAUCAAAUAAUUGGAAGGGCAAGGGAAAGUAAUGUAAUGCCUGUGUUUACAGGAAUUGAUUGUGAAACAAGCAGAAAAUGUGUUGAGCUUGCCAGAAGAUACAGGACUGUGGCUACAGUUGGUAUACAUCCUACUUCAUCACAACAGUGCCUUGAUGUAUCUGGGAUAGAGUGCUUGGUAAAAGAGGAUGUGGUUGUAGCAGUUGGAGAAUGUGGCUUAGAUUACGAUCGUCUUGAGUUUGCAGAUGUCAACUCACAGAAGCGAAUUUUUCGUUCACAACUUGAUCUGAAUGGAGAGUGCUAUUUUUUUCAUUCGAGAACAUGCCACAGAGACUUUAUGGAGAUGAUUUGUGAUUAUUCACUUCGGGGCGUUGUUCACAGCUUCACAGGGACGCAUGAAGAGGCAAAAGAGUUGAUAAGGAAAGGGCUGUAUAUAGGAAUUAAUGGAUGCUCUGUGAAAACUGAAGAAGGCAUUGAGGUAUUGAAAGAAUUACCAAUUGACUCGAUACUUGUGGAGACUGACUCGCCAUACUGUAAGAUCAGGAAUAGCUAUGCAGGAUCUAAGUAUGUCACAAGCUAUUUUGAUGGUCAGAAAGCAUUGAAGAAGAGAAACGAGCCUUGUUGUGUAAUACAAGUGGCAGAGGUUAUAAGUAAAGUGAAGAAUAUGGAGUAUGAAGUGGUGGCGGAUACAUUGCUCAAUAAUACUUUUAGUCUUUAUGGAGACAAAGUUCGAUAUACUGCUAAGCUAUGGCAAGAGGUGUGA
Messenger RNA from Ordospora colligata OC4, 825 nucleotides. Its product is annotated as Mg-dependent DNase. Lineage: Eukaryota; Fungi; Microsporidia; Ordosporidae. Gene Ontology annotation, molecular function: 3'-5'-DNA exonuclease activity. The transcript has a single exon. The record is from RefSeq and is a predicted model, not a curated record. Bases 1 to 825 code for a protein of 274 amino acids. Gene Ontology annotation, cellular component: cytosol.